AUGGACGAUGUAAUAGAAAUUAUGGAUGAUUUGGAAAUGACUGACAAGCCCACCAAAAAUGUCUAUCAGUACAGCGCAAGAAGAAUCGUGUUUUGUAUAGAUAUGUCUGAUGAGAUGAAUGAAAUCCUAAGAGCAUCCGGAAAUGGAGGCGUGAAAGAUACAAACUUAUACUCGAGCUCACGUUUAGAGACAGUUAAAAGAUUCUUGAAACGCUAUGUCGCUACGAACAAGCUGAUCGGAAAUGACAAAGAUGAAUAUGCAAUUGUGUUAUUGACAGAUGUAGCGGUUUGGUCUGUCGAUUUCACCAUAAACGCUUCUGUAUUCAACACUGAAAUCGAUGGCCUUUCCGAAGAUCGGUUGAGAACCUAUGUUGGUUUUGAUAUGCAAUCUUUGGGAGAUACAUUAAAUGCAAAAUUGAGACUGCAGAAUGUGGAUUACUACUAUCAAGCAAUUGUCAUUUACGGUCGAUCAUCUCUACCAACAUUGCCUGAAAAUGAUGUAUUUACAAAUAUGAGAAAAAGAAACAAUUUCAUGUUGGACGUACUAUUUCUUCACGAUGGAUUCAAGGAUACUACAGCGCAGGCUAUAUAUGAUUGUUGGAGUGAACUAGACAAACCUACAAGGCCUGGGUGGUUUUACGAAUGCAGUUUAUUUACUGGAAAGGAUAAAAUUGCUGAAGCUCUUUCACAACUCAUUGGACAUCCUGCUUACCGAGCAGAACAACCAGAGCCUAACAACCAUGCAAUAUAA
Messenger RNA from Mucor velutinosus, 750 nucleotides. Its product is annotated as Ribonucleotide-diphosphate reductase (RNR), small subunit. Bases 1 to 750 code for a protein of 249 amino acids. Gene Ontology annotation, biological process: double-strand break repair; positive regulation of DNA repair; mitotic G2 DNA damage checkpoint signaling. The transcript is spliced from 6 exons. Lineage: Eukaryota; Fungi; Mucoromycota; Mucoromycetes; Mucorales; Mucoraceae. The record is from RefSeq and is a predicted model, not a curated record. Gene Ontology annotation, cellular component: BRISC complex; nuclear body; BRCA1-A complex.